This is a messenger RNA of Sorghum bicolor (sorghum), 801 nucleotides long. RefSeq lists its product as uncharacterized. The record is from RefSeq and is a predicted model, not a curated record. Lineage: Eukaryota; Viridiplantae; Streptophyta; Magnoliopsida; Poales; Poaceae. Bases 120 to 434 code for a protein of 104 amino acids. The transcript has a single exon.
CCGAGACACCGAGUCACCACCAAGAAAGAGUCGGACGGAGCCAUAUUCGUGUAGCUUCCGUGCGACCGAUUCAACGGAACCUCAAUCGUCUACUCGAUCGCUUGUGUGUGUGUGUUGAUAUGGCGAGAUCGGCGUUUGUUCCGAUGGCGGAGGAGAAAGAGCAAGGUGGUGCGGGUGCCGGAAGAGGAGCAGGAGCAGGAGCGGCCGUCAAUAACAAGGAGCAGCAGGAGGUGCUGCUGGUGCACAGCCAGGUGCGGCGGAUCAAGAAGGAGGACGAGGAGGCCAGGGAGCGCCUCCUCAAGCUGCGCCUGCUGGAGACCAGGCCCGCUGCCGCCGCCGGCGGGGUGGCGUGGCGAGCCCCGCGCUCUCUGUCGCCGCUCCGCCGUGCCGGGAGCGCCAUCCCGGUCCCGGUCCCAGUCCCGGUGGGGGAGUAGCAGCAGCGCCUCGCAGCCCUCUGCUUGUAUCGUAUCUAAGAGCAUCAGUCAGUACUCGCGGUUGGUUCUCGAUCGGCCGCAGUUGUAGAUACCUACGUAGGCGUAGCGAGCGAGAUCGUAGUUCAGUUCAGUCGUGGUGCUUGUGAGCCUGCCCGUGCUCUGCAGACAUGGGAUCAGAGCUUAGUAGACGACGGUAGGGUGGCAGCCAGCAUCUAUACGCCAUGUGUGGUUGGUGCCUUGGUGGUAGCAUAGCAUAGCAUGCUCUGUUCUGUAUCAGCAAGCAUAGCAUGCUCUGUUAUUCUGUAUCCUGUCUUCUUAGGUGCUGUAUAUAUGAUGAUGAGAGGGAGUUUACCUGCUUUACCUAUUC